Synchiropus splendidus (mandarinfish) is the source of this 2404-nucleotide messenger RNA. RefSeq names its product pentraxin fusion protein-like. Lineage: Eukaryota; Metazoa; Chordata; Actinopteri; Syngnathiformes; Callionymidae. The coding region runs from base 693 to 1364 and encodes 223 amino acids. The record is from RefSeq and is a predicted model, not a curated record. The transcript has 3 exons.
CUCAGGAUUUCAUAUGAAAAUGUUGUGAAGGGGAGUACAGUAUAUAUACUAUUGAGUCAAAAAAUAUGCAAAAAAAAAAAAAUAUAUAUAAUUAUUAUUAUUCCUAGAUAAUGAACUCCAUUGAGAGGGUCCAGCUCAAUAAUGCACGACAAGUCUGACUGUCUGUCGACUGCAUUGAUGGGAGCUAGUGAACUGAACUGAAUCAGACUACCACACAAAGUGACCAACCACUGGCAUUGUGAUCAGUUAUGUUCAACGAUGAUCCAAACUCUCUGAUUCUCCACUGCAAUGUUUUGGUCUCAGGCCCUGCAGAGAUGGCCCUUCACAUGUGAGAGGUUAAAUAUCAUGUUCUCUCAUGUGUUGUCUGGUGUCCGUGGGUACAGUAUGAAGGGCCUCAGCUAUUAUGCUCCCUAGGGCCCGACAUGGACAGUUAAAGAGCUGCGUGUGCACAAAUACUGAGUCUUGACAGCAGAAAAAUAGGUAUCACUGUAACUGUUUAAAAUUUAAAACUGGAUUUAAUAAGAAUAAGACUUGUCUGUAUUAAACUAUUAGGCAUCCAGUUGUGUGUCUGCUGGUCACCUACAGCACACAGAGUCUGUUGUUUGAGGCCACGUCACAGUCAGUACCAGGAGGGAAGCGCACUGGGAGUCACACUGACUUUGCAGCACAGCAGAGAACAACGCAUCAUCAUCAUGAGUGUCUCCCUCUUUGUGGGGCUCAGCUUGUCUCUGGCUCUGUCAAGUGCCACACAAGUGGGUCUGAGCAACAAGGUCCUGAUCUUCCCGUAUGAGACGGACUUCAGCUUCGUAGCCCUCAUCCCUCAGAAGGAGAUGUCCCUGAAGGCCUUCACUCUGUGUAUGCGAGUAGCGACCGAGCUGCCUGAGGAACGGCAGAUCAUCCUGUUUGCGUACCGCACCGCCGACUACGACGAGCUCAAUGUGUGGCGCGAAAAAGACGGACGGGUCUCCUUCUACAUGAGCGGCGACGGGACCUUCUUCCACCUGCCGCCCCUGACCACCUUCCGCACCAGCCUCUGCCUCACCUGGGAGUCCGUGACUGGUCUUGCUGCAUUCUGGGUGGAGGGGAAGCGCAGCACCUACCAGGUGUACAAACCAGGACACAGCAUCCAGCCGAAAGGCUCCGUCAUCCUGGGUCAGGACCCGGACAAACACCUGGGCGGCUUAGAGGCCACGCAGAGUUUCGUUGGUGAGGUGACCGACCUGAACAUGUGGGAUCAUGUUCUGAAAAGGAGCCAGAUCCAGGCCUGGCACUACGGCCACAAGAUCUCCAGUGGGAACAUCUUUGACUGGGCCACCAUCCAGUACGAGCUGAACGGCAAUGUGAUGGUGGUGGAGGAGGACUGACUGGAGGAGGAGUCUCAGAUGCAACCGGACACUGCUCUGGAGAUCUGUGCCGGGCUGAUGCUGAUGUGCCUCAUGGUCCUUCUCAAGUGUAGCUUAUGUUAACCAGCUAUUUUGGGAUACUCUCAAGUUGCACGUCAAAGAGUCCUAACACUUGCUCUCAACUUAGGAAGACAAACUUUGACUUUCAUAGAUUGACUUUCUUUUUGUCUUUAGUUUGCAAGGAUGAAAUACCACUGCAGUUCAAAAUGCACAUGAGCUUUUACACUGACACCAAAGCAUUUCAACAACAUGGGAACUUUGAUGGACCACUGAACUCAACUUUAAGCUGCUUCUUGUAAAUGUUAACUGUGGUGGGUUCAGCACAGUGUGGCAGCAGUAUGGUACACGUGCUGGUGCCUUCUUAUCAAUGCAAAAAAAUUGAAUUAAUAAGUGGUUUCAUAAUUCAUUGCAAUGAAUAGCAUCACAAUAUUUGACACCAGAGUGACCACGUUGAAGUUGAAUCGGUGCCAUAAGCUUGAACAUCAGGGAGGAAGUGGUCCAGUGAUCUCUAUCUCCACUUCUACCGUCACUAGUCAAAACUGAGCCUCCAUUCCUCUGAAGAUAAGAUUGUGAACGGUUGCACAUUUUCUACUUCACCUUCAGCGAUGGUCGACCAUCUUGACCUAGAGUUCUGAGUUCCAAAAGAACAGGCUGAGGAGAUGGAUACAGUAUAGAUAAGGAGGAACUGUUUAAAGAUGCCACUCACAACUAUGCUUCUUUGACAGAUACCGCACUGCCCAACUUGUGCGAGGUCAAAUCCUGAUCCGUUUUCCACUAGUAGCCAGUUGGAUUCUGAAAAAGAACACUGAUCAAACUACUAAACUUUGGCUAAAUGCUCUGCAGCUUAACUUCUCUGCGAGAACAAUGAUCAUAUUGACAUUGUGUUGCCUCAGGUUUGGCUGCUCGCUCAUGAAUUUUAAGUGUUUCCUCUGAUGCAAAAACGCUUGCGGCUUUGUAAUCUCUCUGUGCAAAAAUGUUUAAAUAAAACUCUUUGAACUUUG